Messenger RNA from Solanum stenotomum, 1249 nucleotides. RefSeq lists its product as uncharacterized. The record is from RefSeq and is a predicted model, not a curated record. The coding region runs from base 40 to 756 and encodes 238 amino acids. Gene Ontology annotation, molecular function: translation release factor activity. The transcript is spliced from 7 exons. Gene Ontology annotation, biological process: translational termination. NCBI's taxonomy places the organism in Eukaryota, Viridiplantae, Streptophyta, Magnoliopsida, Solanales, Solanaceae.
AUAAGCUCACCCUUUGGGCUUCAAUUUUCGCACCGGAAAAUGGCAUCAUUCAGAACCAUCACAAGCUUUCUCGUCCGGGGAAUUUUCCGUCCGUCAAUACACUUCCCAAAUGUUGUUCGCUUCAUCCACAUCUCGCCGGCAGCGUUCCCGGCGACGAACCUUGUUGUGAGUCAUCGAAUUUUAUCACGGAGUCUCUCUUUUAGUCCGGUUAGGUGUGCGGCGUCGUCCAACGGUGGUGCUGAUGAUGGAAAGAAGUCUCCGGCGCGGCUUGCUCAGGUUCAACAGCUGUUACAUGAAGCUAAGGAGCGAGCUCAAGCUGCGGGCAACGAUCCUAUUCCUAAGAUUACUCUUGAUCACGUGACUGUCAACUUUGCAAGAAGUGGAGGUCCUGGAGGUCAAAAUGUCAAUAAAGUAAAUACCAAGGUGGAUAUGCGGUUCAAUGUUGAAAAAGCUUAUUGGUUAAGUGACAGAGUCAGAGAGAAGAUUUUGCAAAUGGAAAAGAAUAGGAUAAAUAAGGAUGGAGAGCUUGUGAUCUCUUCAACAAAGACGAGAACUCAGAAGGGUAACAUCGAAGAUGCUUUGAGUAAAUUACAGGAUAUAAUUGAUGCUGCUUCUUAUGUACCACCACCUCCAUCUGAAGAGCAAGUGAAAAGAAUAACGAAAUUGGCUGCUAUUGGGGAGCGCAAACGACUUGACAAUAAGAAGGCCCAGUCACAAAAGAAGGCUAUGCGAAGAAGCAGAGAUAGUUAUGACUAACUCCAAGAGCUCAAGAUGUCUAACACAGGCACUUUGCUAUCAAAUUCUCCCAGCACUUUGAUCAUUUCCUUCAUCCUACUUUUAAACGAUACAAAAAUGUUUGAGGAAUCAGUACAGAAUCCUCUGUAGGUCCUUCAGAUGACGGCUUCUUGAUAUAACUUAUACACUGUGUUAGCUUUAAAGAAUCUAGACAUUGCCAACCAGCCUAAGCUUUAGCUGAGAGGAUUUACUAGAGCAAGGUAUCUUUGCACUUUCUGAAGAUGUUGAUAUUGGAUAGGUAAGCUUAGGUCUUGGGUGAGUAUUGCCUCUGUAGUUACACGCACACACACAAAAAGAAUAAUGCAGCCACCCGUCUUCUUUAUGUUCCGACGUCCGACGUCUUGUGUGUGACAGGCUGGUUCAGGAUUUUUGUUUUAUGAAUUCAGCCUUUAAAUUUCUUAGCAUGGAACUCAUUGUACUGCUAUAACUAUGUGUUCAUAUUUAGUAAUUGUUG